AUGGCGGCGGCGUCACCUCGAGUAGAGAUAGAAAAGAUGCCAAUCGAGCAAUUGAAGGGAUUGAAAGAGCAAGCCGAUCUGGAGGUAAAUCUGUUUCAGGACAGCCUCAACAACAUUCGCACUGCCACUGCCCGCCUUGAGCUCGCAUCCGCCGCCCUUCACGACCUCUCCCUCCGCCCUCAAGGUCGUCUCACUACCUACCCUUGCACCUUGGCUUCUGUCAUCAUUUUAUUUAUGAUUUAUAUUUUCACAAAAUUAUGGGAGAGGAUAUCUCUCUUGAGGUUGAAAGCAAGCCUGUUGGAUAAGUCUGACGGGCUUUCUUCGUGGAAUAACACCCGAUACAAAUGUUGUAACUGGCAAGACGUAAAGUGUGAUAAAGCGACUGGGCAUGUUAUCGGGCUUGAUCUCAGAAAUCGAGUUCUGGAUAAUUAUGGGGACCCGAGCUCUGAUAGCAUGUUACAAAGUGAAACACUUGAUUCUUCCUUGCUUGAAAUGAAGCAUCUCAAGUACCUUGACUUGAGUGCGAAUAAUUUCAAGGACAGCUCGAUUCCAUCAUUCCUAGGAUCAUUAAACAAACUGCAAUAUCUCAAUCUCUCAAAUGCAGGCUUUGGAUGUGUUAUCCCUCACCAGCUCGACAACCUCUCAACCUUGUGUGCACUUGAUCUUGGUGGACUGUUAUCUUCUCUAAGAGUCGACAAUCUCAUAUGGGCUGCUAUUCUUUCAUUGCUGGAGUCCCUUGAUAUGUGUCAUGUCAACCUUAGCACCACAAAUGAUCACCUUGCGACGUUUCCUAAAGAACUUGGUGAACUGAAGCAGCUAAAGGAGUUAGAUUUGUCUGAUAACAAGUUGACUAGUCCAAUCCCAAUAAAUUUAUCAAGAUGCUGGAUCCACAACAUGGAGAACCUAGAGUUGUGGAGCAAUAAUUUUUACGGGCAGUUGCCUGAAGAACUUGGCAAACUGAAGCAGUUAAAAUGGUUAGAUUUGUCUGAUAACAAGUUGUCUGGUCCAAUUCCAACUAUUGUGGGACAACUUUCAGAUUUGGAGUGGAUUGACAUAUAUGGUAAUACCUUUGAAGCAAUGGAAAACUAUGGGCUCAAUGCAUUAAGUGAAGUCUUGAAGGGAGUGGUGCUGGAGUAUAGCGAAAAUACACGAUUCUUGGUCAAUUUUGAUCUUUCAAGUAAUCAACUAGUUGGAGAAAUCCCUUUGGAGCUGACAAACCUCACUGACUUGAUCGGUCUCAAUUUGUCUCAUAAUCAUCUAAGAGGACAAAUCCCAUUGAAGAUUGGAGAUAUGGUCUCUCAUGAAUCACUUGAUCUUUCCAACAACUAUUUGUUUGGAACAAUUCCAUAG
Striga hermonthica is the source of this 1350-nucleotide messenger RNA. The record is from the annotation of a GenBank genome assembly. NCBI's taxonomy places the organism in Eukaryota, Viridiplantae, Streptophyta, Magnoliopsida, Lamiales, Orobanchaceae.